Molecule: messenger RNA, 796 nt
Organism: Meloidogyne enterolobii
Lineage: Eukaryota; Metazoa; Nematoda; Chromadorea; Rhabditida; Meloidogynidae
Source: the annotation of a GenBank genome assembly
UUUUUUUGAAAAUUAAUUACUGGGUGAAAUAUAUUUUUUUAAUUUUUUUGGUGCUUUACAACUCUGAAAAGAUGGAUAGAAGAAGUACUGAAGCUUUAAUGAAUGCAAUUGUUGAGACUGGAUAUUGGCGAAAGGAUGGAAAAGGAGCGGCUGUUCAAUUAAUGUUUCCAGCAAUUUACAAACUUAGUUGUCGAAUGAAUGUCCGUUUCUUCCCCUACGAUCAACAGAACUGUAGUUUCAUUAUCUCGUCUUGGACUCAUGAUAGCGCUACAAUUAAUUACCACUAUGAAAGGCCAACAGUUAAUUUAUUAAAUUUUGCCCAAAAUGAUGAGUGGACUGUUAUUAGCUUUAAUUUUGAGAGAAUUGAGCAACAAUUCAAAUGUUGUAAAAAUCCAUGGACUAUGCUUUAUGCUCAUUUGGUUAUUCAACGUAAACCGCUCUACUAUAUAGUCAAUUUGGUACUGCCCACUUCCAUCAUUACAGUCGUUGCAGUCACUGGAUUUUUUACACCUUCUUCAAGCAGCAGCGAAAGAGAUGAAAAGCUUUAUUUGGGAAUUAAUACUUUGAUGACAAUGAUGUUGAUGCUUUUGAUGGUAUAAUAACGUGGAAUUUCUGCGGAUUGAUUUUUGCGACAAAAAAAUUUUGCGGACAACUUGCUUACUUCCACUAGACUUGCGGACAUUCACUCGAUAUUUGCGGACAUCCCUUGGACUUUUGCGUACACCCACUAGACUUGCGGACAUCCGCUCGUUAUUUGCGGACACCCAACAGAUUUGCGGAAAAAUUUUUCUUUAAU